Molecule: messenger RNA, 2261 nt
Organism: Cuscuta campestris
Lineage: Eukaryota; Viridiplantae; Streptophyta; Magnoliopsida; Solanales; Convolvulaceae
Source: the annotation of a GenBank genome assembly
GGAGGGGGAGUACAUACCCGGCAUGCUCAUAGCUGGGUCCAAAUGCGGAAGUGAAGUAGCCCACAAUAUCUACACGGGUACAUCUCUCCCGGAAGCCCAACGUCAACGUCUCCUUCCACGGCAACCGCGACUCAAACCGUUCCGAAUGGGCGCUCGAGUAGCCGAACAGAGCGCCAACCCGCUUCUCCACUUUGAACUUCUCCGCGGCCGGCAGCUUAAAAAAGGCCACGGAGCAAUCACGCGCCUCGCGAAUGAGCUCAAGGUCAACGCCGUGGUUGACCACCUGGAACAGCCCGUGGCUCCCACAGGCUGCCCGGACGAGCUCAUAGGCGGUCUCUGCCUGAUCGCCCCCGGCGUUGAAGCUCCCGAGGUCGAUUACGGGCUCAUUAAGCUCUUCGCGGGCGGGCGCCAUGUCUUCUUCCGGCCAGAAGAAGUUUUUGGGGAUCUUAAGGAGAAAACCUUCGAAAGAACAAUGGUGCAAACUCAAAGUAAAGCUAAUCAACCCACCGAAAACCCUCCUCAGGGAGAGAUUAGCGCCACCAGAGGUUGUCACCUCCCUAUCAGCGUAACGGAGGCUAAAGCCCUCAUCCAACGGAUCGGGAUCACGACUGAUCAGUUUAAGGAGGUGGUGGCGGCCCUAACCCAAAAUCAACAGGUUGUGGUGGAUGACGUCACAGGGGCGCAUGUCGGGGGGAAGGUCAGACCUGCAUCAUCUGAAGGGAGAAAGAAGAAGAAGACAAGGCGUUCUCAAAAGAAGAAGGCGACUAAGCCUAAUGGGAAGGAGAUGUUGGCUAGAGCGAAGUACCUAGCGUCGGAAGAGGAAGAUGAUGAAGCACCUGCUCAUAAGGAGAAGAAGAUUGUCCAGCCGGCAAGCGAGGGAAGGGGACCAAACCUUACAGGCUACCAGGCGAGCAGACUGCCAAUCCACUCGGUCCAAUCUUUACGAGCCCCUCCCCGUAGUCGGGAAAGCUAUAGGGUCCAGGACGCUCCUAAAUUUUACGAGUACCAUCGUAACAACACCCAUAAAACGUCGGAGUGCGUUACGCUGAAGAAGGAGAUGGACCAAUUGAUCGCUAGAGGGCCACCACCUCGGGCGGAGAGGCAAGCACCUGGGAACACCGGAGGAGACUUGGAAUCUUCCGAGAAAAAGUGGAGGAACAUGGUGCAUUUUGCCGAGAUACAAAGGCCACCCCUGCCCAAGAGGAAGAAGAGGGAACCAAUGGUCUUCACUGACAAAGACUAUCUUCCGGUGCCUAGCCCCCGUCGAGAUGCAUUAGUGGAGCAGAAGGGACAGUUGGUGAGCGUCUUGCGAUCAUUCAAGAAGCUUUUUGUGUGGGGUCCAGAAGACAUGCCCUGUGUCGACCCAAGGAUCGUCUACCACAGACUGACGAUGGACCCGACACAUAAGCCGGUCAAGCAGAAGAAGUGUUUCCUUUUUUCAGAAAGGAUGGAUUUCAUGACAAAGGAGGUCAGUACCCUGCAAUCCAUUAGGCAUAUCCGGGAGCGGAUGAAGAAGUACAAGGACACCGCACUGGACUUGCUCAAUGCCUUCGGAGCAUACCUAGUGGAGCAAGUUCCCCGAGAAGAAAAUACUGAGGCGGAUAUCCUCUCUAAACUCGGCCCGAAUUCCCUAGAGCAUAUCAGGGCAAGGACGCAGGAAGAAGAGUUAUCAGAGCCAAACAUCAGCCCCGGACAAGUCUUGGUCAUAAUAGCUAAGGAGCCGGAUUGGAUUGAUGAACUUACCGCAUAUAUACUAGAAGGAUCAGCACUGGUGGAUUCGGUCGCGGCAAAGGUCGUUAAGCGAUGCGCACCUAGCUACGCGCUAGAGUGCAGAAGGCUGUACAAACGAUCAUACAAUGGGACACUACUGAGAUGCCUAAGGAGUGAGGAAGCGCAUAAGGUUAUGGAAGCAAUCCAUGAAGGGAUAUGCUCAGCACACAAAGGAGAUUUUACGAUGUCUAGAAAUGUUACAUUGCAGGGGUACUUCUGGACAACAAUCAUUAGAGAUUGCGCAAAAUAUGUUCGCAUAUAUAAAGUGUGUCAGGAUCGAAGUAAGGGCCCCGGCUAAAACCUCGUUGCUAAGCUAUCGGGUGGAGGUGUUUGAUGCAGAAGAGAAUGAGAAGAACUUGACAGCCGAACUCCAUUUUUUUAGAGGAACAAAGAGAAAAGGCUUAUAUCCGGGCCGAAAAUAUAUUGUCGUCAAGUCAAGUCAUACCAUGAUCAGAGGGUGCGACCUAGGAUAUUAAAAAGGGUGAUUGGGU